This is a messenger RNA of Xenopus laevis (African clawed frog), 1484 nucleotides long. It is a transcript of the gene psmb11.L, whose product is annotated as proteasome (prosome, macropain) subunit, beta type, 11 L homeolog. Bases 1 to 831 code for a protein of 276 amino acids. The record is from RefSeq and is a predicted model, not a curated record. The transcript has a single exon. Lineage: Eukaryota; Metazoa; Chordata; Amphibia; Anura; Pipidae. Gene Ontology annotation, cellular component: nucleus; cytoplasm; proteasome core complex. Gene Ontology annotation, biological process: protein catabolic process. Gene Ontology annotation, molecular function: threonine-type endopeptidase activity.
AUGGCUCUACAGAGUGUUUGUGGCUGGGAUCCCAACCUUUCAAAAGAGCUUAUGCCACGUAAUCUCUGCCCCUUUCCUGUUUUAAAAUUUGCAAACUCCCCUUAUAUUCUCCUUUCACGACAUGGUUUCUCGGACUCUACCAGGUAUCCAGAAGGGCCCCCACCUCCAGAACAUGGCACUACUACACUUGCCUUCAUCUAUUCAGGAGGGGUGGUGGCUGCCACUGAUACAAGAUCCUCUGCUGGACAUCUGGUCUGCAGCCCAGACAGCCGAAAAGCCACCCUCAUCCACAGUCACCUGUUAGCCAGUACCUCUGGAAGUGCAGCUGACUGUCAGCUCUUUGGACGUGCUUUAUCCAGAGAAUGUAGACUCUACCAGCUGCGGAAUGGGUACAUGCCUAGUGUUCGAGGAGCAGCUAAAAUGUUAAGUAUGAUGAUGAUGCCAUUCCGUGGCACAAAAAUUUGUGCUGCCGUUACCCUGUCUGGUUGGGACAGAAAUGGACCUUGCAUUUGCUACGUGUACAACGAUGGAACUCGUAUCAGCUCUAAUGUAAUUUCUGUAGGAUCAGGAUCCCCGUAUGCAUACAGCGUUAUAGAUGAUGGAUACAGAGUGGACAUGGAGGAAGAGGAGGCCCGUCAACUAGCUAGGAGGGCAGUUUGCCAUGCUGGAAGGAGAGAUGCCUACUCUGGUGGCUCAGUGGACGUGUAUUGGAUUAGAGAAGGUGGAUGUGAGCGGGACCCUAGGGAGGAUCUGGUACAGUUAUAUGAAAAACUGGUUCAAGAAGAGACAGAAAAAUGGGGUACAAAUGAAAUGGGAAAAAGCAAGAAGUAGACAUGUUUAGCUGCAGUUCAGAGGCACUUUAGUGUGCAUGUUUAUUGUUGCAGUUUUGUAAAUACUCAAACAGGUGCAUUUCAUCCAUUGUUCUGUUUAUGUGUCCUUGCCUUCUUUUCCCUGUGGGGAUGCUUAUAGGGCUGCUAUGUGCAUAAUCCACUCACUGCAUUUUUGAACCGUCUCUUCUUCUGCACACAGUCCUUCAGCCAUGCCCAUCUGUACCAUUCUUAGCGUAAUUCCUCCACAGCCAGACAUCUCACAUGACUUUUUUUCAUUUUAACACAACACAUUACAGUAGCCAUUAGCAGGCUGGCCCCAACUGUUUUUAAUGCUCAGCAUUUAUAUUUAAUGUGAUAAUUUUGCUGGAUGAUUAGAAUGGUAAAAUAACCAGGUUAUAAAAUGUGGCGUGUAACAGGAGUCACGCUGUAAUGUUAAUGGCUCUUUGUCUGUGGUAACGUCACAUUUACUGUACUGCAUUGUACUGUAUAUUUUACAUAAGCAUGUGGUACAGCAGUAUAUAGAUAUUCAUUGCUUUCUUUUACUAGGGAGCCUUGUUUAUCCGUUUGUUAUGCAGUCUUCUAUGUAAUGGGCAGCAUUCUAUAAAUAUAUGCAACAAGUAAUAAAAGCUUUAUUUUGCUCUAUGUUGCCUUGGA